Messenger RNA from Xyrichtys novacula (pearly razorfish), 18775 nucleotides. The record is from the annotation of a GenBank genome assembly. Lineage: Eukaryota; Metazoa; Chordata; Actinopteri; Labriformes; Labridae.
AUGGAGGACAACAUUGUGAGUCUAACGGCCGCUUCUUUUCCCCGGGCCGGACCCGGGUUCAGGUUCGGGUUCGGGUUCUAAACAGCAGCAGCGGCUCCGGAGUGAUGAGGCAGCAGAUUUAGCUUCACGGCUAACGUUAGCUCGGUAUGAAGAUGACCGGGGCCUGUUCGGCUAACCGGCUAAUCUUCGAUAAUCGGAGUAAAAACAGACGUUUGUGUCUCUGUAACCGGAUUAAACACCGAAAAACAGAAUUUAGAGAUUUGAGCGGCUCGAUAGAGAAACCUAAUCUGGAAUAUUCUGGAUGAAUGUGGAGGAGCUGUAGUGUUUAUGUUGAUUCAUUAAAAGUGACAUUAGUGGACAGAUUAAAGCUUCACUCCGACAGAUUAAAUCGAGGUUUUCCGUCCUGAAUUUAACAGAUUAUCUCAGUUUUUUAAUGUUAAGGAAACGACAACAAGACUUUUCUGCACCGUCAUCCCUGACAGAUAAUCCUGACCCUGACUGAUCUGAGAGCAGAGGGAGGGGAGAGGAAAGGGGGAACAGCCAACCCCCCAUGACCCACAGGUGUUAGGUAGUCCCACCUCACCUGCUUCACAUGCUGUCUGUCCUUAUUUAGGGGGUUAGAGUUUGACUGUAGGCUCCUCAGGGGGGUGACGCAGCUCAAGGAAGAACAUGUAGGAUACAUUAUGUUUCGGUGUGUUUGACUCUAACGGUAUUUUACGCCGGAUUAUCCCUUUAACACUGAGGAUGGAGCAUCUAUGAUUUACAGUUCUUUGUUGAAAGGGUAACUGGACUUACUUGAGAUGUUUUGCCUAAACGUCCCAAGUAAGUCCAGUUACCCUUUCCAAAAGAGAGUUAGAUUUUGAUUUAUUCGACCUCAGGAGAGUGAUUUUAAACCCAUGCGGUGACUCCAACUACAGAGUCCUGAAGCUCCGAAACCAUUUCUUUAUCAUUUCCUUUAAGUAAUAAUCCCCGCGGUAGUUCUUCUGCCUUAGCGUCUCGUUCUGAUUGUAUUUCCAUGUAGAAAUGAUCAUAAAUGUUGUUCCUUGAGCUGCGAAACCCCGCUGUAGUCCAUAAUGGACUGGCCUGACAAGCGUCUGCUGGAAGAGAGUAGGUGAGUUGUGUUUAGUCUCUUUGCUAAAGAAAUGAGUCAAAGUUAAAAAGAUGUUUGGUGUCUAGUACUAUGUCUGUGACCCUAUAUGUCCUGUUGAUGAAGUUAGGUGCUGUUCUGAGCAUUAUUUGUGGCUAUAGAGUGGCGUUUUGGUUGAGUGCGUGUCUCUCUGUAUUGCUAUCCUGCGGUCUUUACUAAAGUUGGUAAAACUAGAGAAGCAAGCGGUCGGCAACAUUCAUCUCUAGAGGGGGGGUCUAACUCGGUGUUACGGUUCUUCUGUCUCUUUAUGGUACCUUAGAGAUCCUCUACGUGGUUCAGGUCAAUCAAGAACUGUAAUACCAGGGCUUCACACUAACUUUUUUCACAUGUUCUCCUACGUUAAAAAAGUAAGGAGCACAUAGAGAACUUAAAAUAAAAAUUUAUCAAAUAAUGUUUGUCUUAUUGUCCGACCGUAGUACUAUUAAUUUAAAUCAGUUUCAGGUCUUUUGGUCACAUGACAUGGAAGCUAUUAAAGGAAAACAGAAUUUUCUGAGAACAUCAACUGGUAAUUUAUUGACGGUCCCUUAUUCAACACCGACGUUGACAGUGAGGGUGUCGAGUAGAUUUAACCGCGCUGCUGUUGUUAUUCCCGGUUAUUUUUAGUCACAAAUGUCAGUGAAACGGUCGCACUGUCGAUCCCUGAGUGCUUUAGCCUGUAAACCAGUGGUUGUGAUAGUUUUGUGGGCAGGUGUCAGGUCCAGCUGGAAAAGGAAACCCACAAAGCUCCUCCACAGAUGAAGCAAGGAGGUCUCUAAAACCUCUUGGUAGACUUACAGCAUGACACCCCAAACCAUCACAGACUGGAAACUCCAACGACGUUAGAUUCUGGGCCUCUCUGAUCCUCCUCUUGGACCCUUGCGCAACAGUCCAGUUCUUUUUCUCCUGGUCCAGGUUCGACUCUGAUGAUCUUGUCUCUGAUUCAGGAGGGUCUUGACUGGCUUUGGUGCUCUGACUCCAGACUCAGUCCAGCCCUUGUGAAGCUCCCUGAAGUCCUCUCCAGUCUGCUCUCAUCCCUGUUUCUUGGUCUUCUCUUCCUCCCUCACCUGAAUGUGGUUUUGUGGACUGGAAUAAAGACUCAGUGAACAUCUGGAGGAGUUCAGGGAUCAUCACCUGAUCUGAGCUCUUUGAGUAACUGUCCACAAACUUCUGACGUUUGAAAAAGUGGAUUUCAGAUUUUUGAUCAGCUGUGAUCAUCAAGAUUCAAACCGAAAAGUCUUGAAAUAUUUCACUCUGAGUCCGUGAAUCAGGAAUAUAUCUGGAAAAUUCACUUUUUGAAUGAAGUGAGGCGACAUUCUCCUUGAACUGACACCGUACCUCAGCUGUUUAAAGUAAAAAUGAAAGUCAGCAGACUCGCUGGUACAGUGAAUUUACUCAAAUAUAACUCAACUUUAUUUAUAGAGCACUUAAAAUACAACCAAAGCUGAUACAAAGUGCGGUUCAUAAAAACAUGAAACAACAAUAAAUAGUUGUUUAAAAAUAUAAAACAAAUGCCGUCUCAUAAAAAAAGUGGGUUUUUAGACGGUUUUAAAAAUGGACGGUGAGGGGAGCUUGUCUAAUAUGGAGAGGUAAAUCGUUCCACAACCUCAGAGCAGAGUAGGAGCAAAUACAACUGUGACGAGAAACAAACAAACAAACAAACCUAAUACCAGAGAGGUAAAAUCCUUUUUAACAUCUCUUCAUGAACAUUUGGGAGCUGAGGAGAGAAAGUUUGUUCUACUCUUGACUGAUGAAGAGUUUCUGCUGCUUCAGGGUCUCUGUAUUUCAACUCAACCCUGUCCUAAAAAACAGGACCUGGUUUUGGAAGUGUGGUCUGAUCAAAGCAAUAAUCAGUGUCCAGUCUGUUCUCUAGUUUGGGUCAAUCACCUCGGACAUUUCUGCACCCUCACAUUAUCAGUAGUGCCUGUUAAAAUCCAGGUGAAAGCAGCAUCCAUGGUUUCCAAAGACAAUGUCGAGUUUAUUUUGAAAACACUGAACAGGUUUCUUGUCUUUGCCUCUUCUAGAUCAUCAGGGUUCAGUCGCCCGAUGGGAUGAAGAAAAUUCCUUCAACCAAGAGGGAGACGGCGUCUGCGUUUCUGAAGAAGGUAAACACUUUUUUCAUGUCAUCCUGAUUCACACGUUUGUUUCAUACUUCAUAAGUUAUUUACAAACUCAGUCCUGAUGGUUUUCUAGAUGCUCCAGUGAUCAGUGUGCGGUCACGUGCCUCUCUUGUGUUUCCCGCUGGUGUCGGCUCAUUGUUCAUUUAUUAAAAAGCUCGGAGGAAAGUUCCAGAACUGUUCAGUCCUGUUGUUGGAGACUUGUGGCUCUGCAGGGGAAAUUCAUGUUCAGGGCGUAAAGAGGGAGUCUGCUUUUAUUAAUAUCAGUCUAGAUUUAUGAACUGAAACCCAGGUCCAGGUUUACAAUAAAGACAUGAUCACAAUGACCUGAUGUGUAUUUAGUCCUGAUUUUGAGUAUUUUAGUGGUUCUCUCAGAGUUUGGUCACAGCAGCAGCAGCAGAUGAAAAUACUCCUUAAAAAUCUUCAAACAGAGAUGUUUUCCAGCAGAGCGGUCAUUGCAGCAGCUCCUCCUCAUUAAAAAUGGAUGUCUCUCCUGCUGGAGGCAGGAUGAUGUAGCCUGCAGAUCAAUGAGGAGCAGUUUCCAGUGUCUGCCAUGGUUGGGAGAAAAAACCCUCCGGAGUGAAGCAGACAGGGCAGGGACAGUCUGAGUCCAGCCUGCUGCAGUUUCUCUGUCUGCUGCAGAGACAGAGGAGACGGAGCUCAAAGUGAAUUUCUGCCUCUUCAGACUGACAGGAAACUGUUUUACCAGAGCGCUCUAAUUCUAUCUUUGACUCUCCUCUGUUGAGAAGCUGUCAGAAAACGUUGUUUCAUCCUCCACACCCUCAGAGUCCCUCUGUCUGCCCUCAGUUUAAACCGAAUCUGUGUUUAUUCUGUCGUUUGGAUGCAGUCCUCUGGUCUUGUUUGGAUGUUUGCAGUAAAACACGGUCGUUGAACUAAGUGGACCUCAGGUGAUGAAACACAGACGGCGGCGGCGGCUCGGCUCGGUCUGAUGGUCUCCGUGUUUAUUGACCUGAAGUGAAGAAAAGUGAUGUGCUGAACUCUGCUGUCCAGACAGAUCUUAAAAGCCCCGUUUGGCUCUCUCUCUGACGCUCUUAGGAGGAGUUCCUACAGGCCCAGUUACUCUGGUGCCAAGAGGAUCUGUGCUAAUCCACUUUGUCGGGUUGAUUAGCAUCGAUUAAACACUUGGAAAUCUUCACACAUGAUUCUUUUUCAUCGGCACACGUCCAUCUGAAGUUGGUCUGAUUUUAUUGCCCUAAACUUAAAGUGCCGUUGCUUCUUUCAAACCUUGUGACUCUCUGUUUUCAUUUUCUUCUUCUCUUGUAGGUGGCCAAAGAGUUCGGGUUCAACUCCAAUGGGUUUUCUAUUUAUCUGAACCGCAACAAGACCGGAGAGAUCCUCUCUCAGAACAAAACUUUGAGUCUGCUCAAGAUCAAGUAAGUCGAACCAACAACCUCGAGCGUUAAAGAGUCUCCAUCCUGAAACUCGACCCUCGAUUAGGAGACAUCCAGAGUUUAUUUAUAAUUCACAUUUCUGCAACGAGGCGACUCAAACUGCUUUACUCUACAAGAUACUAAAAACAUGUUGAAACUUUUGACUCUGAUGCAUCAGAUUAAAAAGUUCAUGUUUAAAAAAUACGUCUAAUUUGUGCCGAAAGUUCGUUUAAGGUCGGGGCGCCUUUUAAAGACUUGACACCAGCUCUAGAACUUCUUUGUGGUUAUUCUGGUCUCCAGUUUCAUUCAGGAAAUACUCCGUCAGUUUCUUCUCUGACACCACCCGAGAAUAAACUCACUUACUGUGUAAAAAUUACUUACAACUAGGGCUGCACGAUUAAUUGAUUUUAAAUCAUAAUCGGAUUAUUUGAUUUUGACGAUGUUAAAAAAAUUAAAAUCAACAAAUCGAUUUUCCUUUCUAUCAUUUCUCGCGCCUCCAGCCCACCGUAGGCUCCUCCCCCUUCCUGUGGGAGUGCCCCCAGUUCCCACACACCCAAGUGUAAACAAACAUGGCGUUAGUAAAAGAGUCAGUCGUGUUGAAUUAGUUUCAAGACGAAGAGUAAACCGCUCCCCGCUGCAAAGUCUGUCUGAAGGCGGUAUCAACCCGUCACCAUGGAAACGGAAGAGUUUUUUUGUUGUAUCAGCGUUUCAGGUGACUGUAAACGGUACUUUUUCUAAACGGGUCAGAGAGUGAAUAAAUCUGUAAACGACGACCAUUUCAUCUCCGUGUGGAUGUCUAUCUGCAUCUCUGGAAACGAUCAUGUGACACACAGAGUAACUCUUUUAUGGCACCAAAACAACCUUUAUACACAUGCUCUGUACUCUUCUUCAGCAUUACAGCGCCACUUACGGGUUUGGCAUGUGCACUACAUCGUUUUCAGUGGUUUUAAUUUGAGAGAUGAUAGAAAAACUUAUUUUUAAAGUGAAGUUUGGUGAAGUUGUCACCGAAUAAAACAUCAAAAAUCGAGUUUUCAGUGAAAAAAAUCUGGAUUUUAUUUUUGGCCAAAAUCGUGCAGCUCUACUUCCACCAUGAGAGGAUCUCCACAGAGGAUUCUUAGCAGGAUUAGUUUCCUGGAAAACUCCACAGCACCUUUUAUAUUUUUGUCACAACCUCAGAUGGAGUUGUUAGUCGGAGUUAAUCCCUAAAAAAUCUCUGAUAAUUAAAAAACUGAAAGCAGAGGUCUUAAACAUGAAGCCAGCAGACAGACGUCCUCACAGCUGAUUUACCGUAGAGUCAGAAAAUAAACACGUUUGUUUUUGUCUCUCCUCCUCUGCAGGCACGGCGACAUGCUCUUCUUGUUCCCCUCAGGCGCCUCCUCUUCCUCCUCCGGGGAGGUGAUGGACACGGCCACCCCACACUCAUCUUCAUCACUACCAUCCAUCUCAUCAUCUUCAUCCUCCUCCUCUUCAUCAUCAUCCUCCAUGAUCCCCCGGUCCUUCUCGGCACCCCAGGUCCAGGAGGACGAGAUCGAUCAGUAUCUGGCCAAGCAAGACGGCAAGAUCUACAGGAACCGAGAUCCACAACUGUGAGAAGAUGAUCCACUACGAUCAUGAGAAUCAAACAUCACGAGUGUCUGAGCGCUGAUGAGUGUUUUCUCGUUUCAGAUGUCGCCAUGGUGCCCUUGGAAAGUGUGUGCACUGUGUACCAUUAGAGGUGAGCUCCAGCUUCGGUUCCUCGUCACUCGUGUUUGUUGGAUUCUUCUUUAACCCACUUUAACUCUCGUUCUUCAGCCUUUCGACGAAGACUACCUGAAUCACCUCGACCCGCCAGUCAAGCACAUGUCAUUCCACGCAUACCUUCGCAAGCUGACCGGUGGAGCCGACAAGUGAGAGGCUUUGAUUUCCCGCUCUGAAUCGAUGUUUCUGAUUGGUUCUUGUCAGACCGUAACGCCGUUUUCAUCUCCCGCAGAGGGAAGUUCGCAGCUCUGGAGAACAUCAGCUGUAAAAUCAAGUCGGGCUGUGAGGGUCAUCCUCCUUGGCCGGAGGGGAUCUGCACCAAAUGCCAGCCGAGCGCCAUCACACUGAACAGACAGGUGGGUGACUCCAGGUGUGUCGGUGUGACGCUUUAGUGGAGCUGAUGGGAGCAGGUUUGACACUUAUUCACUUAAUAUAGUUCACAGUUUCUCAGGAACUAUACCGUGGAUCUCUACGGGAUCAAAAGUGUUCAAUAGUUUACCCUUUCGGUGAUCUAUCGAGGGUUUCCAGACAUUUCUACACCUGCCACAAGGUUUACAAUCCAGCCACAAAAACAGGUGUUUGAUCAGAGACAUUUGAUGGUAAAUCUGCAGUGAUGUCGACCAAUUACAUGGUCUCAUAUUCUUCUUCUAUUGUUCCCUUGACGGUAGUGUCCAAUAAGAGAUGAGAAAGUUCCCUGUUUGUCUGUAAAAUCAGAAAUAAUGUUCCUCAAUGUUUGGAAACAAGCGAAGAAGAGAUUGUGAGCAGUAUGAUGUGGUCCUCUGUCUCAUCCCAGGAGUGGCAGAAACAACUGUAAAUAGUCAAAAACGCCUGGAAGAAUGAGUGUAAAUAUGUCAAUAGUUUCUGUUGUGUGUUUGUUCCAAUCCCAAUAUUUCUGCUCCUGAUAGCCAAGACUUGAGAGGAUGAUGUUCAGGUGAGAAAAGGCUUGGUCACUGUAGGUUUAUGUGGUACUGUUGGGAUUAAUUUCUGUUUUUGUUUUCUGGUUGACUUUGAUGGUUCUGAAUCUACUGUCACAUUCAUUUGACAUUAAAUUUUUGUUCCAUAAACUGAAGCUGAGGUUGUCCUGGAAAAAAAGGUGUGUAUGUGAAAGGAUCGAGUUGAUACAUAGAUUUUUACAAAAAAGCAUAAACAGGCGGACAAAAAAUAUCAAAAUAUAGCUGAGAGUUCUGAGGGUUAAUGUGACAAACACCUUAUAGGUGAACACAGACACACAGUAACUUAGAGACACACGUCUACAGAGAUCCAUGACUGAAACCUGCUCAGGCUGGACUCUCCUCCCUCCUCUUCUUCCUCUCAUAAGCGUUCGUGGUGUAGAUGCUGCUCAGGCUCUUUUUAACGAUUCAGAUCAUUCCGCUCUGCGAGGACUGACCUUUCCUGCUCCCAAACGGCUCUUAGAGACGAUCUUCAGAGCCGAGGAACUCAUGAGCGACAUGUGCUCUCCACCUCAGGGGAGAUAUCUCCUGCAGUCAGAGUGACGUGAUGUGGGCUUGACUUGUUUAAGUAAAAAGUAGUAUUGAUAGAUAACUAUUAACAGACAAACAGAGCUGAACACUUGAAUCAGCUUCAGUUUAGAACCAGAGUGUUGAAGUCUGAGUCCAAAGAGACUUAAACGUCUCCUCUUUUUCCUCUCAUGAAGAAAAAUCUAUUUUUGUUCUUCUUUGAUCGACAGUUUCUAAAUAAACAGACUGUUUUCUUUGAUUUCACUGUCGUCCUCCGAUUCAGGACUUCACACACACCCACACACACACACACACACACACACACACACACACACACACACCAGACAGCAGCCAGUGAAGUAAAGGCCUGAUCAUUGAGAGAAAUCCAGGAUUCAGUGGCCCUGAUCCGUGGUCUCUGAGUCACUCUCCCUUUUCCUCCUUCAGAAAUACAGACACGUGGACAACAUCAUGUUCGAGAACCACACCAUCGCAGACCGCUUCCUGGACUUCUGGAGGAAGACGGGCAGUCAGAGGAUGGGGUACUUGUACGGACGGUACACUGAGCACAAAGACAUCCCUCUGGGCAUCAGAGCGGAGGUGGCUGCCAUCUACGAGCCCCCACAGGUGAGGGUCGGACCCCUGCUGUCUAACAUCACUUCCUGCUGUCAGUGAAUUCAGACUUUUCAUCGUGUCUCUGCUGUGAUUCUUCAGAACGCCACUCAGAACAGCCUGGAGCUGGUGGACGAUCCCAAAGCUGCAGCUGUGGACGAGAUCGCUGCCAAACUGGGUUUGCGCAAGGUUGGUAUUUUUGUGUCAUCACUUCCUGGUUUUAGCUCCGGUUGACCUUUUCACUUUGGCGGGAUUAAACCUUUUUUUUCUGCUUUUUUUUUGAUUCACCUCAAACUUCUCAGGAUAAAUAACUCAUCCUAAAGUCUCGAAAACUGCCAGGAGAAAAAUUGUUGUAGAUUUGAACACCUGUUUAUUUCAGGCGGUUUAACAGACCUCUUCUUUUAUUGUUCCUCAGGUGGGCUGGAUCUUCACAGACCUUCUCUCCGAGGACACGAGGAUAGGAACCGUCCGCUUCACGAGAAACCACGUGAGGAUUCUGCUCAUUUAAAGAAAAAAGUCCAAACUCAUAAAAGUCAAACUCUUUAAAAUGUUUUCAUGACCUUCUUGACCUCCUCCAGGACUCUCACUAUCUGAGCGCGGAGGAGUGCAUCACAGCGGGAUACUUCCAGAACCAUCACUCGAACUCCUGCAGACUCUCUCGAGACGGCUCCUUCGGCUCCAAGUUUGUGACGGUGGUGGCGACAGGUUUGUGUUCGUCUCUGUGGGCUAAAGAUAAGAACCGACUUUAAUGUGAGAGUUUAACUUUAGUCUGGACUUGAUCGGCUCCUGGAGGAAAGAGAGGAGUUUGGAGGGUCGGUAUGAAGUGAUUGGACUGAAGACACACGUGGGUCAGGGUUCGUUUACCUGUGUGCACUUCCGUUUUCAUAGAUCACAGACUUUGCGUUGAAAGUUGAAGGUCCUGUUUAGAUCAUUCAUGAGGCCCCUGAUCUGAGGAUGUGGCGCUCAGUCUAACCCCCAAUUUCCACCGCAGCCGGAUCAGCUACGAGAAGGUUGUAUCCGCCGAUUGUAGCUGAUCGUAACCAUUCAAGUUAACGUGUCAAUUUACACCGACUUCUCUCCGUUCCUCUGCGGAUCGCCGGACUCCUCAGCUGAUCGCAAGAGUUCUAUUUUUUCUGGACGCCGGAGCAUGGCGGAUAAAUUCAGCACAGAUUAACCCGUGCUGGAAAGGAAAUCGGGCACAGACACAAAAUAAAACAUCCGGCUUCUUUUCAAAAUAAAACACUCCGGCGGAGACGAACAAGUGAAAGGUUUUUAGACGUCAUUUCACCCCGAUGACACCAUGGAUGAGGAGAUCUGUAGAUAUCUCAGGUCUCCCUCCUCUCUGUUGUUGUUUAGUUGUCAGUGGGGCCCCCUGUACCCCGUCCCCCUUGACCCCCGUUUGUGUAUUUGUUCCAGAAGAAAUCCGCUCUGACCUCAUCCUUGUCGUUUGCAUUAACGAGGCAGCGGCGGCCAAGGGUGAUGUCAUGGCAACACAUGUAGCGCCAAGAGUCCAGAGUCCAUCUGUUUCACUUUUGUAGAAACGGAGCCGAUCUGUAAAUGAGUUCCAUCUGUACCGAGGCUCCGAGCGCCCGCACUGACAUAAUAGUGAUGUAAUAAGACGACGACGGCGGUCAGGGCAGCUGAUGAGGUCAGGCUAAAAGCUUUGUUUGUGUGUGUGUGUGUGUGUGUGUGUGUGUGUGUGUGUGUGUGCGUGUGCAGGAGGUCCAGAUAACCAGGUACACUUUGAGGGGUAUCAGGUGUCCAAUCAGUGCAUGGCGUUGGUGAGAGACGAGUGCCUACUGCCCUGCAAAGACGCUCCCGAGCUGGGCUACGCCAAAGAGUCCAGCCCUGAGCAGUACGUCCCCGACGUCUUCUACAAGGUGAGAGUCGGGACAUGGACUGAGGACUCGUGUUUUUUUCCUCCUCAGUGUUUUUAUUUAAAGUCUUCUACGAUUGAUGCAUUUAUCUCUUUGUUUCCUUCUUCUCGUCUAAAAGGAUAAAGACAAAUUUGGAAAUGACGUCACGUUUUUAGCUCGGCCUCUCCCUGUGGAGUACCUCAUCAUAGAUGUGAGUCGAUCCUCUCUCUUUUUUAACCUCUUUCUCCUCUUUUAUGAUAUUUACAGCCGUAUCUUCUCUCCUCCCUCAGAUAACCACCACUUUCCCUAAAGACCCUCAGUACACCUUCUCUUCCACACAACGCUUCCCCAUCGAGAACCGGGAGAUCCUCGGAGAGACACAAGUCAGUCGAUUCUGGAUCAGGGUCCUGGUUUUCUGAACCCCCCACCUUGGAUUUGAUCAUCAUGAUGUUUGUGUUUGUUCGUCUCUGCAGGAUUUCCACAGUUUAGCCACGUACCUGUCCCAGUGCUCCUCCACGACGUUCCUGGACAUCGUGUCGGACUUCCAUCUGCUCCUCUUCCUCGUCACCAAUGAAGUCAUGCCUCUCAGAGUGAGUCAGUCGUUUUCUAUAGGACCGUGUUUAUGUAGGAGGGUGGAGAUCGGACCGUCUGGAGGUGGUUACCGCUGCGAGGAUGUUUUCACUCACAGCUGGACUCUUUUCAAACCCGUGGUCCUGAUCAAAGCUCGUCUUAUGGACUACAAAUGUUUGUCUGAUAAUAACGAGCUGCUCCACUGGAUCAGGAUCAGGAUCAGACGGGGUUGUUAUUUAAAAUCAGAUCCAGACUUGAGAACAGCAGGAUGGAGUUAUGUUGGUGUUUCUGAAUUUGUUUUUGUAUCGUUGAGUUUGUUUUUUCUUCUUCCAGGACAGCAUCGGGCUGCUUUUAGACGCUGUGAGAACUUCCAACGAGGACCUGGCUCAGACCUGGAAGAAGUCGGAGCAGUGGGCCACCAUCGAGCAGCUCUGCAGUGAGUCUCAGCCUGAUCCUGGUUCAGGUUUUGUGGGUCUCUCAGAGUUCAUCAAAGUCCACAAUGUGCAGUUUUUGUGCAGCUGUGAAGCUCUUUCCAAAUCCACCUGUAUUCAAGGAAAAAAACAGAUGUGAAGGUUUUUACUGUCAUAGAAGUGAAGCAGGCUUCUUCUUCUUCUACUACUUCUUCUUCUCCAUCCUCUACUCUUUUUUUCUGCACAUUUUACUUCCUCUCCUUCUUUUUUUUCCCUUCUUCUACUUCCUUCUCUUCUCCUUCAUCUUUUACUUCUUCUCCUUCUUCUACUACUUCUUCUACUUGUCCUCAAUAUUAUUCUUUUUUCUUUUCCUUCUUCUACUUCUUUUCCUUCUUCUUCUACUUGUCCUCCUUAUUGGCCUUCUUUUCUUUUGCUUCUUCUUCUUCUACUUCUUUUUCUCUUCCAUCUUCUUCUUCUACUUCUCCUUUUCUCCUACUUCUACCCCUUCUUCGUCUACUUGUCCUCAUUAUUCUCCUUUUUCUUCUCUUUUUCUUCCACUUCCUUUUCUUCUUCCUCUUCUUUUUUCUUCUACUUCUCUUCUCCCCCUCCUACUUCUUCUACUUCCUCUACUUCUUGUUCUUUUUUUCUUCUUCUGCAUCUUAAAGAAACUUUCUUCGUUUUAACCCGUUUUUUUUUUAAAGAUUUUUUAUCGUAGUUGUUUUCUUCCUUCUCCUCUAACCUCUCCCUCUCCCCCUCUCUCUCUCUCUCUCUCUGUCUCUCUCUCUCUCUCUCUCUCUCUCUCUCCUGCUCACCCGUCUCCCCGCAGGUACAGUCGGCGGUCAGCCCUCCAGCUCUCUGGGUUACGGCGCCAUGGGCGGCCCGUCGGCUCCCGCCUCCUCCUCAGCCAUGUGGUCGUGCCUCCACUGCACCUUCAUGAACCAGCCUGGCACAGAGCACUGUGAGAUGUGCAGCCUGCCCCGCAGUUAAACCCCCGCCCUCGCCUUCGCCCUCCGCCCCGCCUCCACGCCCUAAUCUGAUCCCUCCCCUCACCACGCUGAUGACAUCACUGCGCCUGGACCAGCUGCGAGACGUGGACGCCCUCGUUUGUUUUCCUCCGCAUCGCUCUGAAGCCUCGGUUCUCCCCAUCUCGCCCUCGGCGGCGGCGGCGGCUGUGAGGCGUUUAAGGGAUGCACUCGUUUACAUCGGAUUCGAAGAGUAAAUGAAAACCCGACUGUCUCUCCUGUCUGUUCGCACCCUUCCUCACAGUGGCUUUCAGAAGGGGCGGGGUUCGUUAAAGGUGAAGCACUUUUGGCUGAGGCUCCUCCCCUUCCUCCCUCCAAUAAUCACACCCCCUCCUCCUCCUCCUCCUCCUCCUUCUUGAAUAAAUCCUGCUGUGACUCAGGACGACAGCAAAAGACUCAAAGUGUUUGGAUGUUUUCUCACAUCAGUGCCCCUCGCUCGCUCGCUCGCCCGCUCACUCUCACUACGUCUUCUGGAAAAUCUUGCUGUGUAUAAAUAUGUUUGAGGAAUGACACUGUUAUUUAAUUCAGCUUCUUCUUUUUUUUAUUAUUUGGAUCGGAUUGUAGCGAAAAAAACCUUCGAGUUUGACUCUUCAGCGUGGUUUCUACUCUGUCAGGUGUUCGUAGGUCUCUUUGACAAGCCCCGCCCCCCUCUAAACGUACAAUCAUCGGUCAAAGCUCCGACCUCUCCAGAGUGACUCCGCUCCAGUUUCUGUUUGCAGUAUUAAGUUACUUUAAAGAUCGGCCGCGGUUCGAGAAGGUGAUGGACCGACCUGAAGCGGUUCUUCUGGUUUGUUGGAGUUUGUAGCUUCAGGAUUCGUCGGUCUGAACUCGAGCAGGCCUAAUAUGUAGCUUAUGAUAACAGCGAUAAGCUCCGUUUCCUCGGCAUCAUCAUUGUUAUUGACUCGCACUUUAUCCACCACCAACAGGUGCUUCAAGAAACAAGUGGUGCUUCACACUGCCCUCCUCUAUCUCUCUCUCUCUUUUUCUUUUGUUUUAUCUUGAAAUCAAACCAGAGGAGUCGGACCAGAACAGAUGUUCCUGUAAGAUCAUUCAGCCUCGAGGUCGUUUGAGGGUCUGAAAACACCUCACAUCUCUCUUGUCGUAUCUAAUCUUUGCUCUGGUUGUCUUGGAAAAACAUCUUGGUUCUGGGUUUGCAGAUCUGCACCUUUGCAGAGUGAGAGCGUCUAAAAACCAUCUAAAAAGCACUUAAAUCCCCCUGAUGGCACAAAAAAAGUCAAAUAAUUAUCGACUGCUCUGGAUCGGAUCUAAAAGCACUUUUUUUAAUGCAGAAAAUCAAGUAAAAACAUGAAACUUAAAGGUGUAUUUGAGUGGAAUAACCCUUUAAUACUCAGUCAGCAGAGGGCGUACUGCGCUGCUCCUCGCUCUUUUUAAUUUCCUUUCAUUCGACUCACACUGGGACCAAAACUUGAGGCAUUUUCAGUCAUAAACUCUCGCAGUCAGACAUCAUCGGCGUUUUAAUGUCUUACUUUGAGACGCCGCUCAUUAAACGUUCUAAACAAAAACCCAGUCUGGGUGUUCGGAUCCGAGCGCCGCAGAGGUCUCCAGUCUGUGUGGCGUUUCCUACCAUCACCUGUCGACCAGAUGCACGAACCCAAUCUCUCAAAAAUGAUGUGGAAAGCAGCGAGACGUCUGAUGGAUGUGAUCAGGGUGGAUUUUCACGGCUUUAAUGCACAUGUAGUUUUCUCUUCUGAGCUGCAGCUGAGUUUGAGAAGACGAUCAUUAGUCCGAAAAGAUGAAACAAGAACUCGUUUCCCAUCCUGACAUGUUUUCUGGUUUCACCUCUUUUUUAAUCCUCGCCCUCGUGUUGUCCAGAGCCGCCCUCGUGUCUUACCUUCUGUUUUCCUGGUCAUGUUUCACACUUUUACAGACACAGAUCCGACUUUCAGGAGGGAAACCGUUUGGGGGGGAAAAGAGCCUCUUCAGUUCAGAUUUACCACCUGAGAGACUUUGUCAGAGUUAGACAGUAAUUCCACUGAAGAAGUGAGAGGAUGUUCGUAGUUUUAGUUUGAAAAUGCUUGAAAAAAAAAAGAGUUUUUGUUUGUUUUGUUGUUUUUUUUGCUGGUUGAUAUCAUUCUUGCCCCCCGUGUGAAUUUUCCAGAGCGAUUUAUCUGAUGUCAUGCUAACAGACGGCAGUGACCUUUUCCUUUUUUUAUUGAUCCGGGGGCCGUUUGCUGAGCAAGCAUGCUCUUGGAGAUCCAGCAGGUCCUCACUUUCCUCUGAGCUAACUGAGGAGCCUGGGAGAUGUUGAUGCUGUUGACCUGGAUUUGAAACAAAAUAAAAAAAACACAAAAACAACUAAGAGUUCCUUUUGCUGAUGUGGAUUUGUUUGGUUUGUCUUCUGUGUAUUAAUCAUAGACAUACUAAGGACGACUUGGCUCCGCCUUCCGCCAAUAUAUGGAUUUGAAGCCGAAAAGUUCUCGGUAAUUCCACGUUUUUUUCUCCACUUCCUGAAACCAACAUUCCGCAGUAGCAUUGUACGAAUUUGGUGGGAGAGUUGCCGAGAUGACCCUCGGCUCAAACAGCGUAUCCAUCAGGAAAAUCCUACAGACCUGGUUGUAAUCGUGCAGGAUGAUCAGUAUUAGACUGAAGAACACUUUUUCACAUGACUUUUUUUUACAAUUUCAAUUUGAGUUUGAAAUGAGUCAAAGUUAAAAAGAUGGUUGGUGGCUAAAACUAUGGUUGGGACCAACCUCAACUUUAGUAACGACCGCAGGAAAGCAAUACACAGCAGUUUGAGGAGCCAUAAACAAACCUCAACCAAAACGCCUUGACCUUGACCAGUCUGUUUCGGACUACAGCGGGGUGCCGCAGCUCAAGGAAGAACAUUUAUAAUCAUUUCUUUAUCAUUUUCUUGAAGUAAUAAUCACCAUAUUAAUCAUUUUACAGACGCGGUAGUUCUUCUGCCUUAGCAUCUCGGUCUGAUUGUAUUUCCAUGAAGAAAUGAUCAUAAAUGUUCUUCCUUGAGCUGCGGCACCCCGCUGUAGUCCGUGAUUGACUUGUCCGAGCAUUAUUUGUGGCAGAGCGCGUGGCUCUCUGUAUUUCUAUCCUGCGGUCGUUACUAAAGUUGGUAUAACUAGAGAAGCAAGCGGUCGGCAACAUUCAUCUCUGGAGGGGGGGUCUAACUCAGUGUGUUUGAUCCGAAAUUAAUUUUACGUUGGAUCCCUUUAGCUGUUCGACCAAACAGACAGCACUCUCGUCGUAACCUGACCAUUGAAUGACACCAUCGAACCUUAAUCAACUAACCCAGGGACGACUUUCUUUAAAAAUUAAGACUUGUGCUGCGAUCGAAGACUCUGAAACUUCUCGUGGAAAUAUUUGAGUUUGCUCACAACAGAUCUGAAAAUAACAAAGAUGGCCGUCUUAUUCUAACCUGUGAGGCAGCAGAGGAAACACGACACUGUCAUGAAAUAUUGAAAGGAUUUCUUAAAGGGGAAUUCGUUUGUCAUGAUUGAUAUUCAGUCUCACUUGAUUUUCGAUGAAGCCGACAGCCCUAACCUGGAUCAGAUUUAUGUGGACCAGUUUCUCUUCAUAAAAACCAGGACUAAAGUGCGGACGCUGAAAUGUGGGUCAUCCUUUCCCAGAUGAAACCUUUGACCCAGUCGAACCUGGAGCCUUAAAUUCCCCCUGAUUCUCCUCCUCCUCUCUGUAGGAUACGUGUAGAUUUACUCUCUGUCAGUGUAAGAGUCUCCACCAUAAUCGACCUUUUAACACCUGAUCAGAGCAGGUAGAGUCCGGGGUCGCUGAUCCCCGUGUCUUCAGGGCUGCAGAUGUAAAACAGAUGUAGAUCAGGAAUGUGUAAGUUAGACGUGACCUUCAAACUUCAAACGUGUCUGCUGAGCGUCUCCGAGGACAGGGUCUAAACUUCCUCGCUCUGAUUCUCUCUCCUCUGGCGUGCUCGCCGUCAUUAAAACUGUCAGCUGGACUUUAAGGAGGAGAUUUUCUCAUUAAUUUGAUCCUUUUUCAAACCUCGAGUUAAGAGGGACCUCCUAAUAGGAACCAGUGAGCCGGGUCAGUCUGGACUUUGAAGUGACAUCCUGAUUUAUGAUCCAGACCGAGUGAGUCAGAGAGAGAGACAGAGAGAGAGCGAGAGAGAGAGAGAGAGAGAGAGAGAGAGAGAGAGAGAGAGAGAGAGACAGAGACAGAGACAGAGACAGAGACAGAGACUCAGAUGGGAGGGGAGACCCGGACCCUCCUUCAUCUGCGGAUCAUAAACUGAAGGAGAAGGUUUUCGUUCGGUCCCCUCUGGAUGCUGGACUGUGGACCAUCACUGCAGGUUUGUGUCGCACAGUUCUGUCCUUCAGGUCUCUGCAGAGUUUGGACUCGGACCUCAGCGGUGAAACUUUGUUUCUGUCUCCUGUCGCAGGUCUGAGGAUGAAUCCUGCUGGAGUUUUCUUCUUCUUCUCUGUGACUCUGUGUGCGGCUCAGAAAGACCGAAUCCUGCUGAAACCGGAGUGGGACUUCAGGAACGAAGGUAGGCAGAGAAGAACCCGAGCUGGUGAACUUUCCUUCACUAAAACUUCAGAAGAAACUUUUUAGUCUCAUUUCAGGUUUCUUAAGAUCUGCAGAUCCGAAUCAGAAUCAGUCUGGUCUUUAAACUGAAAUAUUAAACAUGAUCAUUUUAGACUUGAGCUUCUUUGGAGACGUUUGAAGAACGAGAGAGAUGUCUCUAAAAUUCACCGUCUGAUGAAGUUAUUAAAGAUCAGUCAUUUGUAAACUCUUCGUUCGUUUUAAUUUAUUUUAGUUUAUCUCUGUUUUGUAAAUAAAAGAAAAAAGAUUAUUACAAAAAUUAUAAUUUUUUACACGAUAGAGAAAAAAAUGAUCAUGAUGGUUAAACUCUUGAUAUUUUAGGAGCUCAUAUUUCUUUAAUCAGGAGUCAUUUUUUUAUUAAUUAUUCAGUUUUUACUAAAAAAUAAACCAGUUAGUGUUUUAAACUCGCCCAGAUCUACAGUUUGAAUCAUCUAUAAUCAUCUGAGAAUCUAGAUUUGUUCAUUUCAAAUACACAUCAUUUCUUGUCUUAAAUAUUCAUUUAUCAUUACAGACUCAUUAUGAUUCAGUUAAACUGUUUUUAAGGAUAUAUUAACCUUUAAAAAUAUGAAUCUAAAUAUAGGUCUUACACAAAGUAUUCAUGAAAUGUAAAAUUAAGUUUACGAUGCUCAGAAACUCUUCAGACAAACUUCUUGAAUGUUUUCAUUUUCAUACCAAAAGACAGAUCUCUUAUAAUUCGUGUUCAUUUCUUCAGUCAUAAUUUUCUCAGUUGUUGUCUUUGUAGAUGAAAAGUCUCUGAUCCUGUAAACUCUGAGUUCUCAUGAUGUGAGUUAUUUUUAGGAAAAGUUAAAAUGAUCCUGUUAUUAUCUAAAACUCCAGAAACUUUCACUCUUAAAUUUCAGUUUCAACCCAACCCCCUGAACGUUGAAACACAGAAAAAUCUCAGCUGUCUUUUUAUCGUCCUGUCGUGGCUUCGACUGAAAAAUUCUGCUGAAAGAGAGACCGAUACGCUUUUUACUGUGACGCGUUCAAGUCCAUAAAUGCAGCUCAGUAGAAACAGAACAAAAAUGGUCUGUUACAAAACAAAACUUAAUAUUAGAUAUCCUCUGUAAUGAAGUAUGAAAUAAUCUGAAUAUUUACAGACAUUCAGAAAACCUGUUAUGUGAGAAGACCGUCUUUUCUACACAAAGACAUUAUCAUUAAAAAUUUCACAGUUAAGUUCAAAUAUCAGUUUUCAUUUCUCCCCUCUUCUGUUGUAUUUUUCCUUUUCUAACCCUCUACCUCUUGUAAACAUGUCAAAAGACUUCCUUUAAGACUCCUAAAACACAUCUAUCAUGUUUUGGAUCUACGUUCAAGUUCAAAUCCAGUCAUUUGAGUUUAGACUGUGUCAGUAUAACAGCCCCGGUAAAGUCAUGUUUGGUUUUGAUAAACAGUUGUUCUCUGUGUCUCGUGUUUCUGCAGCAGAGAGAGUGAACAACAGAGGAUGUGCGAACCUCACGCUUGUUUUAGACAACUGGAAAUACGCCAUCACCACUCAGGUCAAAGAUCUGCUGCUGCACGACCACAACACUGUGCUGCCGGACUACGGGAGGUGAGGCUCAGUUCAUCUUCACUUCUUACUACAAAUAAAAUCAUUAAAAGUUAAUUUAAUAUCUGAUUAUGAGUCUCUGAUUUCUCUGUGACUCGUCCUGCAGGAUCCAGCCGCUGUCAGACGCUCUGGGAGAUCUCUACAGCGAGUUCAACACCCUGAAGGAGCGUCUCUCUGAGCUCACCUCAAAGUUUGACCGGGUGGAGUCGUUCGUGGACGAGGUGAGAUCAGGGAGGAAGCCUGCAGCACCCAGAGGUGAACCCAGACCCCCGGGGUCUCUGUCAGGAAAGACGGAGGCCGCUGGGACUGAUGAAGGUCAGCCUCAGAGGAGGAGGAGGACCAGGGUGGUGGUCCGGAGAGUCAAGAUACCUUUAGGUUCGCAGGUCUAA